UUGUGUGCAAGUAAACUAAAAGAAAAAUCAAUUUUGUUAAAACAAAAAUAAUUAUGUUAAUUUGCUGGUUCUUCAACAACGAUCAUCACUAAACUCUGGAAUUUCGAAAUACUGGUUCGAUGCUCCAAACCCCUCUGCCCUGCUGCAUCUUCUGAAAAUGGGCGACAAAAGAAAAAAGCACCGUCAUCAACACGAUACAACCUCUCCUUCUUCAUCCUCUCCCUCCACCGACUCCGAUUCAGACUCCGACCGCUCUUCCAAGCGCCGCCGUCGCCACCGCCGUGAAAAAGAGCGACGCAGAAGGAGCGAUGGAAGCUCCAAACGCGAAAGGGAGAGUAAGAGAAAGGAAAAGAGAAAAAAGAGAGACAGAGAGAGGAGAAAGUCCAAACGGCAUCACUAUUCCGAUGACGAAUCCCAAUCUUCUUCCGACGAGGAAUUUCCACCCAGGAUUCAGCCCCAAAUAGCACUCCGUGAAAUGAUGACCGAGUUUCCCAACGUUGGCAACGAUUUGAAGCAGUUAUUGCAAAUGAUUGAUAACGGGCAAGCUGUGGAUAUAAAGGAUAUAUCAGAAAAGUCUCUAGUGAAGCAUUUGAAGAAUCUCUUCCUUUCCUUAAAUCUAAAGGAAAAUGGGGAUAGAGUUUUUUUACUGCCUUCUAAAGCUCCCCCUACUUUAGAUGUUGUUGGCCCUCUGAUUCAAUCUUUUAUGCAUCCCGCGAAUGAUCGAGAUGAUCCUUCAGCUGCAUUGCCUGAAACAUGUUUGGCUCCGACAGAACAGAUGGAAGACGACUGUACAACUAAACCUCCUGAGGAUCAUUCUGUUGGUCCUAAAAAAAGAGUUAUUGGCCCUGCAAUGCCAUCUGCUGAAUUACUUGCUGCUGCUGCCAAAUUAACAGAGGCACAGACCGCGUUCAUAGAAGCUGAAUUAGAUGACGAUACUGAACUCUUUGUGGGACCUCCACCUCCUGCUAUGGUUUCUGAAGCAGAAUCAGCUAAUGAGGCAGAACGUUUUGAGGAGGUUACCAGGAUAAUGGACGUUGAGAUUGACAGCCCAUACGAUGUUCUAGGAGUUAACCAUAAUAUGUCUGAUGGUAACAUAAAGAAAAAGUACUGGAAGAUAUCACUAUUAGUUCAUCCAGAUAAAUGUUCUCACCCACAAGCCAAUCAAGCAUUUAUCAAACUAAAUAAGGCUUUCAAAGAGUUACAAGAUCCCGAAAAGCGGAAAGCAAUGGAUGAUAAAAUCAAACUCAAGCAAGAACAGGAGGACUUCAAGGCUGAGCUUAAAGUCAUGCGAGAGACUGCACUGUGGAGAAGAUCCCAAGGAAUAUCAAUGGAAGGUGAUGACGAGCUUCUGGCACAGACGGAGGUUAAAGUGGAACCCAAAAGAGAUGAAUGGAUGACAACACUGCCACCGGAGAGAAAGCCUGGUGGUGUGACUAUGCAAUCAACCCAAUUUAGCCGGGAGACAAAGCAAGGUAGAGGAGACACUAGUAUUUGGACAGACACGCCUACUGACAGAGCUCAGAAAGCAAAGAUGAAUUAUUUAGAAGCAUACAAUCAGGCCACUGCAUUAGCCUCAAACGAAGAAGAAAAGAAAAGGGCUAAUACAGAUGCAGAUUUGGUGGACAAAUACAACAAAGCAAAAAGAUCAAAAACAUUGGUGCAAAAACAUCAAGAAGAGGUUGCUAGCAAAUCCAAGAAAAAAUCCAAGCAACAGAAGGAGAAGGGAGAGAAAGAAUGGGUGGGUCAACAUCCAUGGAAGCCAUGGGAUCGUGAAAAUGAUCUAGCAGCUGGGAGGAUGAAAGUAAAACUUGAUGCUGAAGGCAUGUCUGAGGGGUUAUCUUCAAGGUUUAAUUCUGGAAACUUUCAAAGGAACUUCCUUUGAUUUGUUCAAGAGCGAGUUUGCAUGUCCUCUGUCAACCACUUUUGCCUUGUCAAAGAUAUGUCCAUUGAGCUUUUUAGAGAAAUAGAAUAAUUCAUUUUCCAUAUUUUUCAUUUCUCAGUCACCAUGUAUAUUAUUUUUUCAUAAUUUAUACUGUUGUAAGUCUUUGAAGCACGUUUUUGUGUAGUAUUUGUUUUUGGUGCA
Messenger RNA from Vicia villosa (hairy vetch), 2083 nucleotides. RefSeq lists its product as uncharacterized. Bases 158 to 1882 code for a protein of 574 amino acids. The record is from RefSeq and is a predicted model, not a curated record. Lineage: Eukaryota; Viridiplantae; Streptophyta; Magnoliopsida; Fabales; Fabaceae. The transcript is spliced from 11 exons.